GGGAUCCGCAUCGGCGAGCGGCGCCUCCCCGGUGUCGGCCGCGGCGCCUCCGGACUGUGCCGGGCUGGGGCGAGACUGCUCUGGCCGAGUCUGCGGCGGCUGCCACCCCUCCGGACGCUCCGAAGUCCGCCGCGCGGUUCGCGUUGCGGCUGCCCGUAUGGACGCGGCGCUGAAGCGGAGCCGCUCGGAGGAGCCCGCAGAGCUCCCGCCGUCGGCCCGGGACUUGGAGGAGGAGGAGGAAGAGGGGAUGGAACAGGGGCUGGAGGAGGAAGAAGAGGUGGACCCCCGGAUCCAGGGAGAACUGGAGAAGUUAAAUCAAUCCACGGAUGACAUCAACAGACGGGAGACUGAACUUGAGGAUGCUCGUCAGAAGUUCCGCUCUGUUCUGGUGGAAGCAACGGUGAGACUGGACGAACUGGUGAAGAAAAUUGGCAAAGCCGUGGAGGACUCGAAGCCCUAUUGGGAGGCACGCAGGGUGGCGAGGCAGGCUCAGCUGGAAGCUCAGAAAGCCACGCAGGACUUCCAGAGGGCCACGGAGGUGCUCCGUGCAGCCAAGGAAACCAUCUCCCUGGCUGAGCAGCGGCUGCUGGAGGAUGACAAACGGCAGUUCGACUCAGCCUGGCAGGAGAUGCUGAAUCACGCCACCCAGAGGGUCAUGGAGGCGGAGCAGACCAAGACGAGGAGCGAGCUGGUGCACAAGGAGACAGCGGCCGGGUACACCGCGGCCAUGGGCCGCAUGCGACAGCUGGAGAAGAAACUCAAGAGAGCCAUCAGCAAGUCCAAGCCUUAUUUUGAACUCAAGGCCAAGUACUACGUGCAGCUUGAGCAACUGAAGAAGACCGUGGAUGACCUGCAGGCCAAACUGGCCCUGGCGAAAGGCGAGUACAAGACGGCCCUGAAGAACCUGGAGAUGAUCUCGGACGAGAUCCACGAGCGGCGACGCUCCAGUGCCAUGGGGCCUCGGGGCUGCGGCGUGGGGGCUGAGGGCAGCGGCACGUCUGUGGAGGACCUGUCAGGGAGCAAGCCUGAGCCAGAUGCCGUUUCUGUGGCCUCCGAGGCCUUUGAAGACGACAGCUGCAGCAACUUCGUGUCUGAAGACGACUCGGAAACCCAGUCGGUGUCCAGCUUUAGUUCGGGGCCAACGAGCCCGUCCGAGAUGCCUGAGCAGUUCCCCGCAGCUGUGAGGCCUGGCAGCCUGGACCUGCCUAGCCCCGUGUCUCUGUCGGAGUUUGGGCUGAUGUUCCCGGUACUGGGCCCUCGCAGCGAAUGCAGUGGAGCCUCCUCCCCCGAAUGUGAGGUAGAACGAGGCAACCUUCUUGCCACAAGGAAGAGCAUGGCAUGCAGUGGUCAUCUGUUCUAACUUCCAGUUAAGGUCCUGGAUCCCAGUAAUUUAAGCCCCAAAUGACCAGAGUUGAGUUAGAAUUCUGCUGCCGCCACUAACACUGAGCAGUAAGGAGACACAGCAUGAGGAAAAUGAAGACAAGGUGAUUAUGUCGGAGGAGUGUUUCCCAACCUCUGCUGCACCGGAAUCUCCGGGGAAGCUUGCUUGAAGAAUGCGGCUGUUCUCUGGUCCUAGAGCCUGAGAUCAUUUGGGGUACACUUGAGGUACUAAACUUUUAAAAGCUCCCCCAGGUGAUUCUAAUGUGCAUCUGACUGACAUUCAGACUGUUGUGUUCUAUCUGUAGCACCGUAUCUGGAGCUCUGUUGUAACAGAAUUCAAUCUUAAACUGUUCAUACACAGGUCUCCAUUGGGUUUUUGAGGGCAGGAAUUAGGUCUUACUUGUUUGCAUCCUGUAUAGUAUCUUUAAUAUACAAGGUUCCAAUCAUGUGUUUAAAUUUUUCUUUAAAGGGCCACAGAAAAUCCACCUAAAAGGGAAAGCACUAAAUACCGAAGUGGGAUCGCUAUCCUGAAUAUGAAACAGAUUUGCUGAAGCCUAAUUGUCAUGUAAAUAAUGAGUUCUUUUAGAUGGAACAUACUAGAUGAAGCCCUUUAAUAAUCUUUCUAGGUUAAACUAUGCAGUUUCCAUAAGUAUAAAGAUUUUUAUUUCAAAUAAAAGUAGUAGAAAUACAAAAGUUGUGGUAAUUAUAAAGUAGAGACAAUGAAAAAUUCCACCUUAUUUUUGGACGUUUAAAAUCCUGAGCAUCAUUCUGCUCUCAUGGAUUUCUAUGUAAACUAGGAAUUUAUACAUGGCAGUUUCUCCAAAUACAACCCCAAUUACAUCUGAAAAUUUAAUAUAUGGUAUUUUUUUUUUUCAGUGUUACCAGAAGAGCAAUUUUUAAAAGACUAAACAAACGAAACUCUAAUGUCUUUCUUCAGUGUCUCAGAUUACUACCUUCAUUAAGCCUGAUAAAAAAUAAGAAUUGCAAUAGUGAAUAUAUCUCAGUUCUCUUUACAUGAGUUAAUGGGAGACAGGUACCUAAGUCCAACAACCUUCAUUGUUAACUAAGUUAAAAUAUUUCUUAAAGCUUUAUUCUUUUAUAACAUCUGGGCAACAAACAUUAAAAAUCAUAAAUAACACAAUUAAAAUCUGUUAUGGUGACAUGAUUCAUUUGGUAAUUAGCUGCCCAAGACAUACAGUAGAGUCACAACACAAGCAGGUUUAACUUACAACAUGCUCUGCCAAAAGACAAAUAUAAAUACUUCAGAAUAUUAUACCAGCCUACUGUUGCACCCAGUGAGUGGAUGAGUCAUGUCCCCUAUCUGGUCUCUAUUCUCUUUCUUGUAGCAAAGGCUUUGUACUGAGCAUCGCCUUUAAUCCUCCACAAUCUGUUUAUACAGUGUGGCCCCUCAAUGCACACCAACUCCUUAUACACACAAAACUGUGUAAAUAGUACUUCUGAGUGAUUUAGGGUAAUUCUGACUAUAUACACGUCUAAACACUCUGACUUGAGCACCAGAUCCCACUGUAACCUUUUUAGAGAUUUAAUUCUGUUUAGGGUCCUGAGGAUUUCCGUCCUCAUUCGAAGAGCUGAUGUCUGGUAAGUAGAGAAUCCAGUAAAUGCUUGAAAGCUGCAUCACUGAAGUUGUGUUGUCUUGAUGGGGAUAAUACUAUUGAAGUCCAAGAAAAAAGGUCCUUCUUGUUUAGGCAAAAAAGUACUAGGAAUGAUAUUGUAGAUCCCCGCAGGUAUAUUUUCUAAUUCCAGGUAGCAAAACCCACACCUACAUGCAGGAAAAAUGAGAACAAAGUUUACAAAAAAUGAUGCCACAAAAAGUAAAGUAUAAAUUAGAUGUAGUCAAAAUGCUAACAUUACCUAUAGUCACCGCUAGACUUCCUCUGAAAGCCAUGGGGACCGGGAUCUCCCACCGUGGACACUGUUACAACCUCAAAUCCAACACUAUAUUGCCUAACAAUAAAAAAAAAAAAUGAAAAAAACCAAUUACUGUUGUUAUUAAGUAGUCUCAAAAGUGCAGUCUGUAAAGUGCAGAUACUCUAUUAAAUCAAGUAUAUUGCUUUCUAAAGCUUUAGGAGGAAACCACGCUGAAACACAUGCAUAUACUAUUUUUACUCUUAAUUAUACAAGAUCUACCAUUUAUAUUUUUUAAUUGAAGCUAUGAAGAUGAUUUAGUACUAAACUUACUUAAACUAUUUUUACCACAGGCUCUCAGAGAAUACUGUUACAUUUAAAUGAUAAAAUACUGUCUUUGCAAAAUAAGUGGAAGGAGAAAGCCCUGAAAUAAAAUCUGAAUUUACAGAAGUAAUUAGCAUAUGGUAGACAUGACAUUCCAAAUUAGUAGGGAAAGGAUUAUUUAGAUGGUGAUGAGGUGACAAAUUUAGGAAAAAGAACUUACACUGUAUUCACACCAAAUAUAAAAAUACAUUCCAUAUAGAUAUAAAAAGUAAACCACAGAAGAACUAGAAAAAAAUAUGGGGGCGCCUGGGUGGCUCAGUUGGUUGAGCGACUGCCUUCGGCUCAGGUCAUGAUCCUGGAAUCCCUGGAUCGAGUCCCGCAUGGGGCUCCCUGCUCGGCAGGGAGUCUGCUUCUCCCUCUGACCCUCCUGACCCUCCCCCCUCUCAUGUGCUCUCUCUCUCUCAAAUAAAUCUUAAAAAAAAAAAAAAAUAUGGUACAAAUUUGAUAUUGGGGUGAGAAAUCUGAAAAGACAGAUUUGAUUACUUUAAAAUGAAAAUUUUUCUCUAUGUGGGGAAAAAAAAUUGAUGAUCUGGGAAAAAUACUUGCAAAUAUGUGAUACAGAUCCCUAUUCAUGCUUACAGUUAAGAAAACCAUGACAAUUCCAAGAGAAAAAUGGGCAAAAGACAUGAAUAGGCAAAGCAAAAGCUACACAUUGUCAAACACUUUUACAUCAAAUAUUUCCAUCUACGAAUUAAAUACAAAAACCAACUAGAUACCUUAUUUCAUCUAUCAAACUGUAGAAAACUAGCUUAACCGUAUCUAAAGGAUUAUUAGUUUUUGAAAUAGUUUGUAAAGGGGCAAAAUUAAGUCGUUUUAUUUAAAAGUACUAUUUUUAUUGUUUUUUAAACAUUUUUAAGUUGAGAAAAAGAACACCAUGUACACAGAACAUACAGCCUACAUAACCUGUAAAGUGAACACAUGCGUUGUCACUACCUAGAUCAACACAAAAGUCCCUGUACGUGCCUUUCUUGCUACAGUUCCCGUCCCCACAGAGCUCACAUUUUUUUCUUGCCUUUCUUUAAAAAGUGUAUUGACAUACAAUGUUAGUUUCAGAUGUACAACCAUGAUACGACAGUUCUCUACAUUAUGCUCACCAGUGAGUGCACCCACUGUACGUUGCAACAAUAUUAUUGACUAUAUUUUCUGUUGUACUUUUCAUCCUUCUGACUUAUUUCACAACUGGAAGUUUGUACCUCUUAAUCCCCUUCACCUAUUUCACCCACUUCCCAAACCCCUCCCCUACUUUCUUGCCUUUAGAUAGUCUGACAACCUAAGCAUGCAUCUUUAAAUAAUAGUUUCAUUUUGCCUGCUCCUCACUUCAUAUAAAUGGAAUCACACAGUUGAUGUUCUAUUAUGUAUGGCUUCUGCUCAGCAUUAAGACUUAUCCAUCAUGUUCUGGGUAGCUGUAAUUUACUUUCAUUGUUAGCAGGACUCUAUGACUGUUUUAUAAUCUUUAAUGCCACUGAUGAACACUUGGGUUGUUACAAAGGUUUGGCUCUUACAAUGGUUUAUUAGCCAUUUUGGAUUGUUCCUCUUAUGACAUGCCUGUCCAAGCUUUUAUUUUUUGAAUGGUGGACUUUUUUUUAAUAACCAAUGUAGCAUAUUUACAAAUCUUUCUAUGUGCUUUGUGUCUUAAACUUUUCUUUAUCCUGAAGUCAUUAAGAUAUUUCUUUUAUUAGUAACCCAGCUGCAAAAGUUUUUUAGAUUUGAUGUGAGACAGCAGUCUAAUUACCUUUUUGGCUCAUGAAUACUCAAUUAUUCCAGCACAUUUAUUCAACAGAUUAUCCUUUCCCCGCUCCUCUGCAAUGCCAUCUUUUUCAUUAAUCAAGUGCCUGUAUAUGCAUAGGUCUGUUUCAAAACCCUAUUCUGGGGGCGCCUGGGUGGCUGCUGUUAAGCGUCUGCCUUCAGCUCGGGUCAUGAUCCCAGGGUCCUGGGAUCGAGCCCCGCAUUGGGCUCCCUGCUCCGUGGGAAGCCUGCUUCUCCCUCUCCCACUCUCCGUGUUCCCUCUCCCGCUGUGUCUCUCUCUGUCAAAUAAAUAAAUCUUAAAAAAACAAAACAAAACACCCUAUUCUGUUCCAUUAAUCUCAUUUUUAAAAUGGUAUUAAUUUAAGAAAGUUACUUAAUCACAAACCUUGGUCCUCUUAGCUCAAUCAGUAAUGGCCCGGUCUUUUCUAUAUGGAAUUGGUAGAUGGGGUUAUUUUUGUGAGUUUCUUGGAAAUUUCCACAUCCUCCAGCACUCUGGCCACUCCACUUUCCAUUAAUCUUUAAUAAAACAAAGUUUUUGUAUUAACAAAACUUCCCAUUCUCCAAUUCUACUUUAAAGACUUUAAAAAGGGAAUGGUGUCACCAAGGUGGCAACAGGUUCCUCCUGCUUUGCUCCCGUUCACAAGGACAACUAUAAUAGCUAUUCCAGAAGAGGAUAGCACUGAGAAAAUCCUAAACAUGGGGGUGAGGCAGAAGCACCCUCCUGCACCACAGAGACCAAGACAGAUUGCAUUAGAAGGACAAGAAAAGCAGCUACGUGUUGACCGCACUGUCUCCAGGCCAGCAAAGCACCAUGUAGAGAUGUCUCCCCUGAGGUUCUGAUUCUUCCAGUGGACAACAAGCUUCCCCCAGGCAUUGUGGCUUGCUUUGCAGAAGCUCCUACCUGAUCUCGCACCAUGAGGAUUACAGGGGAAUCUGUGACAGAGAAGAGGGUGGAGCUUGCAACAACCAGCACAUGGACCUCGGCAGGCUGAAUUCAUACCUGCAGUGCCCAAGCAGUAAUCCCAGGAACUUGGCAGGAUGCAGAUCUGCCUGAUUUGGAUACUCAAAUGAGUUUUGCCAGCCCUACAGCCUGGACUGCCCACACCCAGGCAAGGAGCUGAGUCACAGCCCCAACUGCUGUACAGAGUGCCUUCCAGCCCCAUCUGACCAGAAGGGCUGGUGACAACUACUAGAUACUGUGCAUUCCAGUGGCACUUUAGCCAAGAGGCAAGGAGAACCAAUAGUUUAUAGAGCAAAGCCAGUGGCCCAGUUUGGUUACAGAACUUGGAGUGUAGGUGGGCUUGUGUCAAGACAACAAAGAUGCGUCUCCUGCUGAGCCCAGGCAGGGAAUCUGAUUUGUAGGCCUGCUCAUCACUGAAUACCAGCCUUCAGCCUCUCUGACCAGGGAACCGAACCAGAGCACAUGGGAAGCUGCAUAACCUAACAGGCCUUUUAUAGUGGCACUUGAACAAAAAGCACAGCUUGUGGGUUUGCCCUGUCUGCAGAGCAAAACUGGUGGCCUCACCUGACUAGAGAAUUCAGUGCAGGUCCCCACACAAUGAGUCUCUUUUUGGGCAAGUCUCUUUUUGGAUGUCUGCCCAAGGACACCCAGCAGACACACCCAGAAACCCGAACUAAGCUAACUGGUGGAAAACUGGCCCUGCCACAGCAAAGCUGGAAAGUGAGCCUAAUCACUCAGAUGUGCAGAUUUACAAACCUAAAAACGAAGGAUCACAAAAAAUCAGGUAAACAGGACAUCAUCAAACAAACAAAAUAACCAAAAAACGAAUUAACACUCCAAUAACCCUACAAAAAUGGAGAUCUAUGAACUGUCAGGCAAAGAAUGCAGAACAAUCCUUAAGGAAGCUUAAUGAACUAUAUGAAAACACAGACAUCCCCAGGGAUGCAAGGAUGGUUCAACAUAUGCUAAUCAGCCCAAUGUGAUAUGUCACAAGAGACAGAAUGAAAGAAUCUUACAAUCAUCUUAACACAAAAAGCAUCUGACAAAAUUCAACAUCCAUUCAUGAUAGAAACUCCUCCCUAAGAAAUGAGGAAUAGAAGGAACAUAUCUCAACAUAAUAAAGGCCACAUAUGACAAGCUUAUAGUUAACCUCACACACAAUGAUGAAAGGUUGAAAGCGUCUUCUCUAAGAUCAGGAACAAGACAAGGAUGUCCACUCUCAGCACUCUUAUUCAACAUAUUCUGGAAGUCCUAGCUAGUGCAAUCAGACAAGAAAAAAUGUAUUGAACUGGAAAGGAAGAAAUAAAACUGUCUCCAUCUGCAGAUGACAUGAUUUUAUAUAUAGAAAAACCCUAAAGACUCAACCAAAAAACUAUUAGAUCUGAUUAAAAAAUUCAGUAAAGCUGCAGGAUACAAAAUUAACAUACAGAUAUCAGUAGCAUUUCUCUGUUAACAAUGAAUUUUCUGAAAAAGAAAUCAAUCCCAUUUAUAAUAACAUCAAAAACAGAUACUUAGGAAUAAAUUUAAGGGGGUAAAAGAGCUGUCAUCUGAAAACUAUUACACACUAACCAAAGAAAUUGAAAAUAACACAAUAAAUGGAAAGAUAUCCUAUGUUCAUGGGCUGAGUUAAUAUUGUUAAAAUGUCAAUACACCAAAAGCCAUCUAUAAAUUCAAUCCCUAUCAGGACUCCAAUGACCUUUUUUUUUUUUUUUUAACACAAGAAGAAAAA
This is a messenger RNA of Mirounga angustirostris (Northern elephant seal), 8066 nucleotides long. It is a transcript of the gene SH3BP5, whose product is annotated as SH3 domain binding protein 5. The record is from RefSeq and is a predicted model, not a curated record. Gene Ontology annotation, cellular component: cytoplasm. Lineage: Eukaryota; Metazoa; Chordata; Mammalia; Carnivora; Phocidae. Gene Ontology annotation, biological process: negative regulation of protein tyrosine kinase activity; intracellular signal transduction. Bases 158 to 1360 code for a protein of 400 amino acids. The transcript is spliced from 9 exons. Gene Ontology annotation, molecular function: protein kinase inhibitor activity.